Porites lobata is the source of this 8066-nucleotide messenger RNA. The record is from the annotation of a GenBank genome assembly. Lineage: Eukaryota; Metazoa; Cnidaria; Anthozoa; Scleractinia; Poritidae.
UGGAUUCUUAUCGCCAGAUUUUCCAACAGUGACGAUAAGAACUGGAUGCGAGACGAUGGACACUGGUGGUAUGACCAAAAUGUCCCCAUAGGAACACCUGAUCCGUCAGUCAAUGCUGACAUGAUCUCACCGGCUUUCUGGUUGGCCAGCGGCAACGAUUUUAAGAUCACGCGUAGUGAUGACUCCAGUCACGUGCCACUAUUGCGGACUAAAAAUAACUGUCUGGGUGGACAAACAUUCCGCUCAAAAAUCACAAGUUAUGGCGACUUUAGAAACGGCACGGUGUGGUCCAACGACGCAUGCCUGGGAAGAUGCAUGAUUCAGUAUGCUGGUCAGUACUAUUCAACAGACGGGUUUGAUCUGGCUUGGUGCGAUGGUGAUCUGCAAGCCAGCAACAAGAUCGGCUUCUGGUGUCACUGGGGUACUGGUGAUGGGUCCGUCCUGAUGAUUGGUGGAGGAGGAGAUUUGUGUUCACGUGCUGAUCACGGGAUUGGAAUAACAGAAGCUAACUAUGCUUCUUUUGUUGAAGAAAGCAGCUUCCAAACUGAAUAUGAUUUUGGAUUCGAUGCUGAAGCACAAUAUGCUCCAACCCAGAGCUACGCUUUAAACCUAUGGAUCCUUUGAUCCCAUUAAAUAUCGCUAAUACACCCAAACACAAGUUAAAAGUGACUUAACGAGCGAAAAGGAAUAUCAAGUUGUAACGUGCUGUAAGUUGUGUCUGAUAUAAGCAUUUUCUAUUUGCUCUCUUGUUGGUCUGAUACAGCAAACAGGCUUUACUUUUUGUGGAAUAGUGCUUGUAAGGUAUUUAUGUCAAUUUCUACUUUGCUUACAAAGUAUAAGAAUUGCAGGCGUAGAGUUGUAGGUAUUGUUUGUAGGAUUUUGUAGUACUCUUUUGUUUACUUUGCCAAUAAAAACUACAAAAUUAGCCAGACCAUUCCAUUUUAAAGCCCCACGUUUUACUUUUUGAAGCCUCUGCUUUAAAAACAGUUUAGCCCAGCGGCUUUUAAUAAGUGAAAAAUUUCCUCGAAUACAAACUGAACGGAAUUGUGAUGGCGAGACGUGAACCGUCAUAACGUUUUUAUUCUGGAGAAUUAUUCUUUAAGCUGCAGGGUAAUAGAGUGAUUCUACUUGAACCGUGAACAGAUAUUAACAUUUAGUGCAAAACAGCAAGAGGUAAACAAAAAAGGCAAUGGAAUUAGUGCAAAAUAGUGCGUAGUAUAAGACCACUACUUGUUUCCCGAGUUAAGUAAAAUCACUCCGCUAUCAUAACAGAAAGCCAUUCUAGGUGGGUAUAUUUUUUUUUCCCAUUCACCGCUGUGAUUCGGCUUAAUACACCGUGGCUUUGUUGUUAAAAGUUUUGAAUGAUCCCAGUCCGAUGAUCACAUUCUUCGUACUCUCACAUUGACUUGGUACUACUAUGUUGUCUCGUUGUCUGACUAACAGGGUCCCUUCCCCUCUAUAAUUCUCUGCUCGAUACAUUUUCACCGGCACAGGAUUAAUUUUGUAUCCUUAUUCCAGACAUAAGGUAAUACGAACACACUUUAAGAGCUGAAACCUUAAGGGUAAUAGCGGACCUAUCCUCUUGUGUUUUGACAUGAUUGCCGCAAUUGCCACCCAUCUUUCUCCGAUAUAAAGAGAGGAGAAGUACGACGUCACUUUACCAUGGUAGCAAAAUCUCUGUAUCGCAACAAACUCUCUUGAUAGAGACGGCCAUUUGCAUUAUCGAACGUUAGGACAAAAGUUGUUCCUGAUUGCAAUCAUGCACCGGAAAGUCAUGUCAAUUUUUUCGGUUUUCCUUUCUGCUAUAUUUAGAGGACCACGGUUUGUUGAGAUCCAGAAAUCUUGCUCCCAUGGCAACAUGUCGAAACGAGUUUCUCCUCUCCAUAGAAAUCACAGAAUAACAGAGGUAACCUCGGUUUGAAGUUUUCAGAGUCUUCCCAAAGUGUUAUGGGGACAGGUACCCCCUGCGGACAAUGACAUGUGUUUGAUCGACACUGUAUGUCUCCGCCCUCGUUGUAGUUGCUGUGUUACAGGAUUAUUACGACGUUUUUUUUUCCCGGCGCGUUGUGAUCGAGCAUCCUUGUAGCAUUCAGUCACUAAUAAAGGACUCAGGAUCAUGUGUUUAUGGCCAAGUCAAACAAUCAAAAGAAGCUCACGUGUUGUUAAAAUUAUAAUCCAAAUGAGUUAAAAGGGGAUGUGUCGCGGCAGUCCAGUUCAUUUUGUUUAAUUUUGCCAAUUACUCGCCCUCAAUCGCUAUGGAACUUAAAGUAAGCAAAGAAACUACACGUAAAUGACAAAAUCAGAGAUCCGAGACAAAGAAAUAUGUCUCCUGAGCAUUGUUUUUGAAGUUGCAAGCAGCAGGGACCAACUUUGAAAAACUGUUAGGCUGAGCAGUUUUCAAAAACCCUAAUUUCAAUCCGUUUCAGUCCUCUUCAGUUUUCCCCAUCCGUGGCAUCUGUUGUUUCUGUUACGUUGUUUUAACCUUCCUUUAAAGUUUUAAGUGGCUAUUUUUAUGUUUCUCUUAAUUUAAAGGGCAUUUUGUAAUUUCCUAAUUUGGCUGAAUUUCGUGACACAGCUCCUUUAAGGCGUAUGUCAGUACGACCGAUCGCAAGAAACAGGAGGUCUUGAAGUUUUUCUAAAAUCAGUCGCAAAGAAAUAUUUUAACUUACUGCAAUCGAUUGAUCGCCAUAAACAAGAGGUUUUAACGUGAAAUCAGUAGAAAGGAAAUAAUUUAACUUGCUGCGUCCUUUCGUUUAGAGGCUCAUAAAAGUCGUGUUUUGUUAAAACACAAAAGGCAGGUUUAUUCGAUUCCUGCCUCACUUCCUAGAUCAGUGCCAAAGUUUCUCUUUGAUAGUAUCAGCCAACGUUUUUUUCCUCUCGAAUUUUACGGUACUGAUAUUAUCAUGUUAAAAAAGAUCACAAUAAAGUUUAGUUAUAACGCGCACUCCGAUCGGUUGAAAAAACGUGCUUCAAUUCACAGUAUAAAAAACGGAAUUAAAGCUGUCAUGCCGCCUGCCAAAAGUUUCUUUUAAAAAUUAGAAAGCCUGUAGGCAUUCACUACAGCGGAAAUUUGCACAGUCAAGUCUUCUUUAUUUGUUAUAGCAAUGGCCUGUAAGUUCUUUCGAAUUUACACCUAGGACAGCGUGGUGAUAUGGGCCUAAUUCAAAAAAACACACAUCACUAUUAUCGUUGUUAUGCUAAAGAUGUUUAGCCAGCAGCUUGCACAGCAAGUGAAUAACGAUUCACCUUGUUUAAUCAGUUUGUUUAAUUGCAACAUGUGUUGAUUAAAUAAAUCAGCUUAAACUAACACUAAAAAUUUGGGAUGUUUGCCAAACGUUUUUCAUAAGACGUAAUAAAAAUAAAUGUCCGUGGCUAGGGGUUUACCAUGAAAUAAUAUUUUUUUUAAAUGUUUCCUGUCUGUAGAGGGUCUCCCUCGGCUAUAUUGACAACCUUACACCCUAAUUGUGUUUUAAUUUAUCUGUCUUUCUCACAUCACUUUCGAAGAACAAAAAUGAUUUCCUCGCAAUUUUAUUUAGUUUAGUUUUAAUAAAAUGAGAUGUAACAGACUUUAAAACACGUCAAUCAAGUUUCGAUUAUCGACUUUUGCUAAGUGAUAUCUAAGAACGAAAUGUACAUUCUUCAUGAUUAUAAAUGACAGCUUCACAAUCAAAAUCUCACGUACACCACCACUUUAAACUUUUAGUUCGGAAAGUCUCGUGUAACAUGCUUUUUUCACUCAUCAUUUGUUGCAUAGCUGCGACGGUAAUUGCAGCAGACGAAAACUACAGAUCUGGCUACUUAAUAAUAAGGGAAAACAAGUAUUUUGCAGGUCAAGUUGCUAAACAAACUAAUUCGCCCAGUCUCAUGUCAUGCGUUCAGGAGUGUUUAAGACGCCCCUGGUGUACCUCUAUCAACUUUAAAGAAGCCUUCCUUGAAAAAAGUAGCAGUGGAAAUUGUGAACUAAACAAGCACGACUUCUCUGCAAUAAACUUUGAUUCCGGAAAGCUUACUCAACAACUAGGCACUACCUUUACAAUGUUCCUUAAGGUAAGAAAAUCUACAACGUUGCCUUGGUCAAUGUGUAAAAAAACUGUUACGUUCAGCCUUCGUCCCUUAGGUCUAGUUACAAAAAUCCCGUAGAAUGGGCUAAAAAUCUAUGGCAAAUUAUAAAAAUGUGUAUAAAUCCCAAUUUUAUCUCUAAAACUCUCGAAAUGUAUUCUGAAAAUCCCGAUUUAUCCCAAUUUUUUUUUCGAAAUAUAAUCACAAAAUUUGCAUAAAAUGCGGGAUUCUUGUGACCUGUGAAAUUUGACCACAGGUCCUCGGUCAAAUUGCCUGCAAACACCUUAAAACGAUUCCAAAUGAUAAUUUAUUUACUAAACAAUGUAGUGGUUUGUCUCGUGAAAUGUCAGUAGUUUGACAUUUCAUGUGGCAUGACCGAGGCCAAUUGCAAAAACAUGACAACUGUAUUUUUCUAAACAUUAUAUUAUCGUCUAAAAUUCCUAAAUUUUCUUAAAAUUUUCUAAAAAUCCCAAGUGACUCUAAAAAUCCUAAAAAAAAUCCGGAUUUUUGUAGCUGGGCUUAUUGUCCCUUUCUUCUCUCUUGAUAGUUUGGGGUUUGAGAGAUACAGUCAAAACAUGAUCUAGCUUUGGUGGCAUAGCAAGCCAAUCACGAAUUACUUUCAUAUAAUUUAACUAAGUUCCUAUGACAGCGCACUGGUCUUUCUCAAAUUUAUAGUUAACAACAUGAUAUUGAAUAGAUGUUGUAAUUUUUGUAAAUUAUUUGAAGGGUUGGUUAGGGUUAGGGUUGUGAAGAAUGAGUCGCUGUACGGUGUUGCCUAUGGUACUGACAAAAGAACAACGUUCCGAUCUGGAAUUUAUAUGUGACAAUCCGCAAAAAGAUUUUCGCUUCUCUUUUCUGUAGGUAUUAGAGAUCUCUUCGAAAAUAAACUCUCUGAUAUAGAUAAAAAGCUAAAUGCUUUGGUUGUAGCAUGUCAGUUGGAUAUUUAUUUUUUCGUUUUCGGCAGGGCUGUCUUGUGAACGGAUGCUUAAAUAAAGGUUCUUGUAUGUUUGACCAAGAAAAGGAAACUUUUGUUUGUUCAUGCAAACAACCAUGGAGAGGAGAAAGAUGUGAACUGGGUAAGCGUACACGCUAUGCAAUUUUAUUCACAGCAAGAUCGUUAUUUGUUUUUCAUUAUCAUUUGGAAAUCUAUACUGCUAUGGCCGUAUUUCUUUACCGUGGCUUAAGCGGUUAUAUGUUUAUGUUACAAUUAAUUUGUUGUCGGCCCGGUAAAUUGACUAGUAGGCAUAGCAGUAGCAAUAGCAGUAGCAUUAGCAGUAGCAGUAGCAGUAGUAGUAGCAGUAGCAGUAGUAGUAGCUAGCAAUAGUAGUAGCAUUAGCAGUAGCAGUAGCAGUAGCAGUAGCAUUAGCGGUAGCGGUAGCAUUAGCAUUAGCGGUAGCAGUAGCAGUAGCAGUAGCAGUAGCAGUAGCAGUAGCAGUAGCAUUAGCGGUAGCGGUAGCAGUAGCAGUAGCAGUAGCAGUAGCGGUAGAGGUAGCAGUAGCAGUAGCAGUAGCAGUAGCAGUAGCAGUAGCAGUAGCAGUAGCAGUAGCAGUAGCAGUAGCAGUAGCAGUAGCAGUAGCAGUAGCAGUAGCAGUAGCAGUAGCAGUAGCGGUAGCAGUAGCAUUAGCGGUAGCAGUAGCAGUAGCAGUAGCAGUAGCAGUAGUAGUAGCAGUAGUAGUAGUAGUAGUAGUAGUAGUAGUAGUAGUAGUAGUAGUAGUAGUAGUAGUAGUAGUAGUAGUAGUAGUAGUAGUAGUAGUAGUAGUAGUAGUAGCAGUAAAUGUUGUUGUUGUACAGUGAUUGUUUCAUGUCAGUGCUCUUAGCUUCUUUAAGAGUUUUAGUUUAAACGUUCCCUUUUGUCCCUUAUUCUGAAAAGAUUACAAGCUAUAUUAUAAGUUUAGCUGUUUUGCGACCAAAAAACUCUGCUACAUCAUUAAGGUUUCGCUUCAAUCACAGAGGACGUGACAACUAUAAUGGCAAUAUGUCAUUAUAUUUCACAUAUUUAUCUCUGAAUUAUCUGCGACUGAAAAAUCGAACUUGAAAAAGGUUAUUAUCAGGUUUUUUAAAGGCCACGCGAGGGGAACUCCUUUUCUCGCCUUGCACGCGUGAUCUUAAUUGAGAUUUCUCACUUCCACCCUUAAAGAAACCAGCCCCUGCAACCCAGGCUACGUUGACCUCGAUUGAGCCUACAAAGUUCGGUAAAGAUCGAGGCUAACAGAAUUUAAACAGUGUGCGACCUAUGAUAUUGCGAUGCAUUCCAGUCUUUUUUAAACGGGGUUUAUUAUUUUUGUUCAGUUCAACACUCGUCAUGUGAAGCUGUUACAACAGAUGGAAUAUACCAACUAAAAGUGAAAUUGCUACAAUUUGAGGUAAGCUUUAUCAGAGGCUAUUAAAUUUUUCAUGAUUACCGAUCAGUCUGGUUCUCUGUCUUAAAUCUCUGAUUUUGAGUGCGUAAGCGAACUCUUUCAAGUGUACAUAAUACCAUGGUGCAUCCUGACCUCGCUAUACAGACAGCCUAAGUAUUUCCGUAUACAAUUCAGGUCUGCUAUUAUGAUUAUAUCGAAAUUCCUUUUCCAAGAGAAAAAAAAUCGGGGGGCUACUCAACAAACCUUUUUACACAGGUUCGACCCCUUUCCCUUUUACGCGUCAUUUUGACAGAAAAGGUACCCCCCGCCCUUUCAUAUACCUUAUAAUGACAAAUGGUACCCCUUUCACUUACCAAGUUUACAACUUUGCAUCCCUUUUAACUUUUAAAGGCAAUGUAUUUUAAAUGAUAAUCACAAACCAGAAAGUUUUUCUGACUGUCUGACAACGAUAAAAUGCAUUUGGUUUCUCUUAUGGACCUUCCAUCAACCGGAAAUGACAGAUUCCCCACCCUGAGGCCUGUAAUAGGUACCCCUACCGGAUGAGGGGCCUCCCCGUACAGGUCAAUAGGGAACUUACGAUCCGACAACGGCGACGUCCAUGAAAACGUCGCUGAAAAAUAGACUUCACAUCCUUUCAAUUUAUUUCGCGAUUAUUCCAAGUGGCUCAGUUAUUUAAAAGAAGGGGAUUUGGGUUGAAGCUGAAAAGAAGCGACCGCGCCCAAGUUCUGACAUAGAUGGCAGAAUUUAUCGCCUUAGCGUUCCCGUUCAAGAUUUAGUCAUUUUACGUCAUAGUUAUGUAGGGGCUGCAAAGAAAUGUACAAAAAGCAUGAUGCACUUGCAGAGUUGUUGUUUUGCUCAUUUAACCUAUUGCUUUUUUGAGGUUCCCGUUGCCGUCGCCGUCAUAGUUUAGUAAGGUCCCUAUUAUAGGGAAUACCCUCCGGAAAAAAUAAAUAAAACUAAAAAUGAACUCUUUAUCUGCAGGUCUAUUGUGACGUCACAGAUCAAGGUAAACCAUGGACUCUAAUUGCAAGAUUUUCUAACUUUGAUAAAGUGUCCUGGAUAAAUGAUGAUAGACUUUGGUGGUAUGACCAAAACGUUACCAUAGGAACAACAAGCGAUCCUUCAAAUAAUACGGACAUGAUCUCACCAGCUUUCUGGUUGGUUCGAGGCUACGAGUUUAGGAUCACGCGCAGUGAUGAUUCCAGUCACACGCCACUGUUGCAGACCACAGGAAACUGUUUGGGUGGAAAAACAUUUCGAUCAAAAAUCACAAGUUAUGGUGACUUUAGAAAUGGCAAGGUUUGGUCCAAACACAGGUGCAAGGGAAGCUGUACGGUUCAAUAUGGCGGUCAGUACAAGACAACAGAGGGGUUUCAACAGGCUGAGUGCAGUGUAGGCAACAUCCAAAGCAGCAACAAGAUCGGCUUCUGGUGUAGCUAUGGAGUUUCACCUCUAGAAUACGUACUUAAAUCUAUCAUGAUGAUUGGUGGUGGAGGUUCAGGCUGCGCACAUGCUGAUCACGGGAUUGGAAUAACUGCGAAAGCAAAAGGUUCCGGAACUAAAUAUAAAUAUGACUUUGGGAAUAGCGCUAAUUCAUCAUAUCCACCACCAUCCCAAUCCUACUCAUUAAACUUAUGGAUCCGCUGA